Messenger RNA from Silurus meridionalis, 1879 nucleotides. Its product is annotated as ribose-phosphate pyrophosphokinase 1. The record is from RefSeq and is a predicted model, not a curated record. NCBI's taxonomy places the organism in Eukaryota, Metazoa, Chordata, Actinopteri, Siluriformes, Siluridae. The coding region runs from base 251 to 1207 and encodes 318 amino acids. Gene Ontology annotation, molecular function: magnesium ion binding; ATP binding; ribose phosphate diphosphokinase activity. Gene Ontology annotation, cellular component: cytoplasm; ribose phosphate diphosphokinase complex. Gene Ontology annotation, biological process: purine nucleotide biosynthetic process; ribonucleoside monophosphate biosynthetic process; 5-phosphoribose 1-diphosphate biosynthetic process. The transcript is spliced from 7 exons.
AUGUGACGUCAUCGCGUCGGAAUAGCGCGCGUGUGGCUGUGUGAGAUCUCGCGCGCCAUCGGAGAGCAGACGGAACAACUAUGGCGGAAAGGUAGGGAAGACGCUAACAAGGGGACUCAGCAUCAGCCAGAUACAAUCGGACCAACACACCAGCCUCAGUCUGCUCAAGCGGAAGUCGUUGUUCUAGAGCAGACUUUCUGUCCUGACACUCUUGGUUGUGCACCACGUCAGGCCCCUGGAACACGCAACGAUGCCGAAUAUUAAAAUUUUCAGCGGGAGCUCCCAUCAGGAUUUGUCUCAGAAAAUCGCCGACCGGCUCGGACUCGAGUUGGGAAAGGUCGUCACGAAAAAAUUCAGUAACCAAGAAACAUGUGUGGAGAUUGGAGAAAGCGUACGCGGCGAGGACGUGUACAUUGUACAGAGUGGCUGUGGCGAGAUCAACGACAACUUAAUGGAGUUGCUGAUUAUGAUCAACGCCUGCAAGAUAGCAUCAGCUUCCCGUGUCAGCGCAGUCAUCCCCUGUUUCCCUUACGCUCGUCAAGACAAGAAGGAUAAGAGCCGAGCACCAAUCUCUGCCAAGCUGGUGGCCAAUAUGCUGUCUGUCGCAGGAGCAGAUCAUAUCAUUACCAUGGAUCUGCAUGCCUCUCAGAUACAGGGCUUCUUCGACAUACCCGUGGACAACCUGUACGCUGAGCCUGCUGUGCUGAAGUGGAUUAAGGAAAAUAUUCCUGAAUGGAAGAACUGCACCAUUGUCUCUCCAGAUGCUGGAGGAGCUAAAAGGGUCACGUCUAUAGCAGAUCGACUGAAUGUUGACUUUGCCCUCAUUCACAAAGAAAGAAAGAAGGCUAAUGAGGUGGAUCGCAUGGUGUUGGUGGGAGACGUGAAAGACCGCGUGGCUAUCUUAGUCGACGACAUGGCUGACACAUGUGGCACCGUCUGCCAUGCCGCUGACAAGCUAUUAUCAGCUGGUGCCACCAAGGUGUAUGCCAUCCUUACUCAUGGCAUUUUCUCAGGGCCUGCAAUAUCGCGCAUCAACAAUGCCUGCUUUGAAGCUGUAGUCGUGACCAACACCAUUCCACAGGAAGAGAAGAUGAAGCAUUGUCCUAAAAUACAGGUCAUCGACAUUUCAAUGAUCCUUGCAGAGGCUAUUCGGAGGACCCACAAUGGCGAGUCUGUCUCGUAUCUCUUCAGUCAUGUCCCCUUGUAACCUCUUCUCAGCGCAUAUCCCUUUAUUGUGCUUUAUUACCAAAAGAAGAAAGAAAGAAAGAAACAAGGGAGCCUGACCCUAAGACCUCAGUAAGCUGAUUGAGACCCCAAAGAAAAUUUGCCUUCUGUGAAAUCCUGGCACCCAGUCUACCUGUCUGAGCUGUACAUCUCUAGUUGAGGAUUCUAGCAAGUCUUUAAAAAGACUGUGAACAUUUAGUUCCUAGUCUUAAACGCAUUCUGUUUAGUACCUUACACGGGUUGCGACUAGCUCGACUAGAUGCUUGACCAUUCGGUGACAAUCUGUUACAUUUUAUUUAUUUGGGUUUGAUUUGUAUAAGUUGAUUGGAAUACAUGUAUCUACACAGGCAAGAAAGUCAAGUUAGUUGAGUGAGUUUGUUUCCUUUCCUUCUUCCUUUUUUUGUUUGUUUUAGUAAAUGCUGGGGGAUCGUAAGUUAGGGUCUCUGCAGGCUGGAGCUUCCUUGGUAGUUUUCUUUUUCCACAUUCUUUAUUUUAUUUUUUUAAAUUUAAAUGUAUUGUUAUGAAAUAAUUUCGCCAUACUUUCUUAGGAUCCACCAAGAAUUGUUUCACUUUUAUAUAUAGUUUGAGUUUCUAUUAUUUUUCAUUUCAAAUUUGCUAAACUUGUUCUUAUUAAAGAAUUGUGACAAAGAGCGAG